Paramecium sonneborni is the source of this 1798-nucleotide messenger RNA. The record is from the annotation of a GenBank genome assembly. NCBI's taxonomy places the organism in Eukaryota, Ciliophora, Oligohymenophorea, Peniculida, Parameciidae.
UUUAGUGACAAUAUUGUUAAUGGUUAAUUUUCAAGAGUUCUUGGUUAACUUAGGCUAAAUAAAAUAGAUAGAGAUUCCUUUUUAUUAUAAGAAUUAGUUCAAAAUAAAGGAAAACUUUAUUAAUCCUAAUAGCAAGUAUUUCGAUCAAAUUGCUUAAAAGUAAUUCAUAACAUUUAAAAGACUCUUAUCAGAAGACAAUAAAGGAUUGAAAAGGAAAUGGGAUAAACAAUGUAAGAUGUUAUUUAUAUGGGUUAUCGUGAAAUACUUCUAAAUGAAAGAUAAAAAAACUAUCAAUCCCAACUAAGAUGAAUGGAUUGAGUUAACAUAAAUUUUUAAUUUUGAUGAAGUGACAUUGAAAUAACGUUGGAUUACUUUAAUAAACCCAAUGGCAAAAAGUUUAAAUUGGGAAACAGAAGAGGAUGAUAUAAUAAGAUCUUUGAUGAUGUAUGUUAUUAUUAGCUUAAAUUUAAUCAUUUUAGAUAAUAAGAGUAAAAGCAUAUUUGGACUCAAAUAGCUUUAGAACUUUACAAUCAUAAUAAUGGAUAAUAUGUUAGAACACCAAAACAGGUCAGAGAAAGAUGGAUGAAUUAUUUAAAUCCUAAAUUAAAUAAGUAAACUUGAUAUUUAAGAUUAUAAUUAGAUCUAGUUGGACUGAUUAGGAAGAUAAUUAAUUAUUAUAAUUAGUUCUUAAUAAUGGUAAAAGAUGGUCCAUGAUUUCAUCAUUAUUGGAAGGGAGAACCGAAAAUUAAGUUAAAAAUAGGUAUUAAUCAACUUCAAUUAUAUUUAGAUUUAAAAGUCUUAUACAUAAAAUUUAUAAAGAAGAAGAUGAUGAUGAUAUUGAAGAAUUGACAGCUAUUAGAUAAUAUUUAAAUAAAUAGGUUUCUGCUAUUGACAAUUAAAACAAUUCAUUAUCCAAAUCUACAAAAAAAGAAUCCAAAAUAAAAUAUGAAGAUUCAUAAUCUAAUAGCAAUUUAUAAAAAUUAAAAAAAAAAUCAUAAAUCAAAGUUUAAGAUCAAUAAGAGUAGUAAGUUCAAAUUAAAAAGAAAAAAGUUAAAGUUAUUGAGAAUUUGGCUGUCAAAUAAGAAAUUGAUGAAAAAUUAUAAUAAUCAAUCCAUUAACUCAAUUAAUAGUUUUGUUUAUCUACUUAUGGAAAUUGUGAUACUUCAAGUUAAGAUAAUAGAAAAGGUAUCUCUAGUUCUCAUUCUCAAGGAUCUAUAUUAAAUUAAGAAUUUGAGUGCAAAUCCUAAUAAUAAAUUUAGUCUUAAUUGUAAAUUUAAUAAUAAUCAAAAUGCUCACUUUAAUCACCAUCAUAAAUUGGUUAAACUUCUAUAAAAGACCCAAUACCUUAAUAUACUGGAUUUAGACCAUAUACAAAUGAUGUAUACAAUGAUUUAUUUUAACAAACUCCUUGUCAAGUUAAUAGAUUAGGAUUUGGUAUAAAACAACCUCAAUAUCCAUUUUAAUAAUUAUCACCUUUUCAAUAAUAGAUUUAAUAAACACCUAUGGUGUAUACUCCACUCUAUUUAUACAAUUCACAAUUCAUUGCUCAAUCUCCAUACAAGAGUCCUAUACUAUCAUCUCAUUUUUGGAUGUAACAAUAGUAGUAAUUAUAAUAAUAAUAUGAGAUUGAGAUACAAAAUGAAUAGUAAAAAUAAGAAUAGUUUGUAAAUAUUCUUUAUCUAUUUAGAAUAAUAAAUUAGAAUUUUUAUAGGGUUAAGAUUUAGUAUCUAAAUGGAAAAAUAAAAGAGUUUAAGAAAAAUAGAGUUAAUAAGAAUUAAAUAAGAUUAUAGAUUAAUGA